Hyphopichia burtonii NRRL Y-1933 is the source of this 1460-nucleotide messenger RNA. RefSeq names its product Erg251p (gene ERG251). The record is from RefSeq and is a predicted model, not a curated record. The coding region runs from base 401 to 1408 and encodes 335 amino acids. Gene Ontology annotation, molecular function: iron ion binding; C-4 methylsterol oxidase activity. Gene Ontology annotation, biological process: ergosterol biosynthetic process. The transcript has a single exon. NCBI's taxonomy places the organism in Eukaryota, Fungi, Ascomycota, Pichiomycetes, Serinales, Debaryomycetaceae.
GUUCAGGGACAUUCAGAAGAUAUCCAGGAGAUUCUUUAGGGUUCGGUUAGCUCUGUCGUAUCGAAAGCUCUUCAAACGAUGUAUACCUCCAUCAGAACAGCUUACCAUUGCUUCUACAACUGCAAGCCCCAAGUAAGGUCCGUACAUUCGUAUACCUUCGUUUACAUCGUAUAGACCCUAUGAAGCAGCGAAAGGACGGUAUUAAAGAUCAGGCCAUUGUCGCAAAACCAAAAAAGAAAAAUUUUUUUGUUGCUGCUAAAAAUCACCAACUAAUAUCAGAUGAUAUUAAGUGUAUACCGUGUAGCGUGUUUAACGUUAUACGAAGGGUCGGAACGAAGUAAAUAUAUAAAAAUGGAUGAAUGAGCCGGAGUGAAAUAAAUGCAAUAGUCAUUAGAGCAAAAUGGAUAUAUUUAAACAAACCUCAUCACUUCAAUAUAUUAUAAGCAAUUCGUUUGGCAAUGUUAAUAAUGCUACUGGGCAAGCUCCAACAAGUUAUAUGGGAGUGUUGAAUAAUUUGCAAGAGCUUUCAAAUACUGAUGUGUUUAUAUCGAAGUUAAACAUAAUAGAAAAAUUAUGGGCAUCAUGGUAUUUAUAUAUGAAUAAUGAUGUAUUGGCUACCGGGUUAUUAUUUUUUUUAACUCAUGAACUCAUGUAUUUUGGCCGUUGUUUACCGUGGAUGAUUAUAGAUCGAAUUCCAUUUUUCAAUAGAUGGAAGAUCCAACCAACUAAGAUUCCAAGUAAUAAAGAACAAUGGGAAUGUUUUAAAUCAGUGUUAAAACUGCAUUUAUUGGUGGAAGCAUUACCUAUCUGGUUAUUUCAUCCGCUCUGUUCUACAUUAAAAAUAUCCGUUGAUGUUCCAUUCCCAAGUCUUUUCACCAUGCUUUGGCAAAUUGCCAUUUUUUUCGUUUGUGAAGAUAUGUGGCAUUAUUGGGCCCAUAGAUUAUUCCAUGUGGGUUGGUUCUAUAGAAAAAUCCAUAAACAACAUCAUAAAUACGCUGCUCCCUUUGGUUUGGCUGCAGAAUAUGCUCAUCCGGUUGAAGUGAUGUCUUUGGGUUUUGGUACGGUUGGAUUCCCAAUCAUUUAUGCUCUUUUAGCUAAAAACUAUCCGGAAUGGGACUUGCCUGAUUUACAUUUAUUUACAAUCACUACUUGGAUUGUUUUAAGAUUAUACCAAGCAGUUGAUUCUCAUUCUGGUUAUGAUUUCCCUUGGUCGUUAAAUCAUUUUUUACCUUUCUGGGCCGGUGCUGCUCAUCACGAUGACCAUCAUCAUUAUUUCAUUGGGAAUUAUGCUUCUAGUUUCAGAUGGUUUGACUACUGCUUAGACACUGAAAGUGGUCCCAUUGCCAAAGCCGGAAGAGAAAGAAGAUCAAGACAAAAAUCUGAAAAAACGGCUAAAAAAUUUAUAUAGGUCCUCAAUAUAACUAUGUAAUGAAAACCUUGUCAUAAACUAAAAUGUAUUA